Molecule: messenger RNA, 1053 nt
Organism: Pocillopora verrucosa
Lineage: Eukaryota; Metazoa; Cnidaria; Anthozoa; Scleractinia; Pocilloporidae
Source: RefSeq, a predicted model, not a curated record
AUGUGGCUUGCCUUGGACAGACGCAUUGUCAGCAUUCUUGGUUAUGAUCAAAAUGAAGACGUUAUCUAUGGCGUGGCCAGGAACAGAAGAUCAUACUUACGAUGUAACGUUACCAAGUGUGCUGCUAUCCCAAGUGAAGUCUGGUUAAGGUUGAGGGAUUUGUCAACCACAAUCUUAUCCACAGAGAUUGCUUUUGUUCCGGAGACAGGCCAUGAUUUUACUGAUACUCCAAUUUCUGGAUACAAACUGGUUGAUAACGACGGCAAUAAAUGGGGAGCUUCAGCAGUGGGUAUUCAUUUCUUCAAAGGGGAACAGCAAACAUGGAAAUUGAUGGCCCAUUGGCGGGCUAGGGAUCUAAACAAAUGUUACAGUGGACCUUGUGAUAAUGGCGGUUCUUGUGUUGGGAAUAAAAAUGAAUACACUUGCAUCUGCCUCAGCGAUUGGGCAGGAAAGAACUGUGAAACCAAGUUUGUUGUCCCUCAAGUUGAGGUGACGAAGUCCACCUGCAAUUCAACCACGAACAAAGUGGAAACGGGAACAAUCAACACUCCAGAAUAUCCCAAGGACUAUGGCAGUAAUAGUCGUUGUGAAUGGCUUAUUACCUCAUCACAUCGGAUUAAACUGGUUUUUAAUUACUUUUUCGUGGAGAAUGGUUGGGAUUAUUUCCAUGUUUACGAGGGAAAAUCUACCAGUUCCAAACGGAUUGGCAAGCUUACUGGAGGUCAUACUAACAAAGUCAUCAAAAGUUCUGGAAAUUACCUUUAUCUAAAGUUCACCUCCGAUUCAGUAAUCAACAAAAAAGGAUUCUUGAUAGCUUAUGAAGCAACAACACUUGUUGUUAACAAUCAAAUCCAAUCAUCAGUUAAAAGCGGAGGUAUUUUCUAUUUUGGGCUUGGUUCAGAAUUUCCUUGCAUUUACAAAUUCCCGACUAGUAAAGUUCUCAUUUCCAUCAAAGUUCCUUACGGUGGAAUGGACUCGGAAGAACAACACUAUUUAAAGCUUGAGCCUGAGUAUUUAAUGCCAUCCUUGGUAACAGAAACUGGACGAAAAUGA